AAAAAAUACAAAACUCAAUGGAAAAUUUAGGAAGAGGUCAAAUACCUCUAGACUCAAUCGAAGCUGUAGGGCCCUCAGGCUUAUUGACCACGCCCAAAACAGGCCCACUCAGCAAAGCUGAGCUCGAAGAAAUGAAAGAAGAAAUCAAGCAUGAAGAGACAAAAGAGACGAUGAAGAAUACAAAAUUUGAUAAAGCCAAAGGAGCAGUCAUUGGUGCUCUCUGUGGCGACGCCAUUGGAGCCUUCCUCGAAUUCUACGGAUCAAAAAUCACUGACAAAGUUGCAAAGCAAGCAUUAUCCAUGCCUGGGAAAGGACCACACAAUGUAGGCAAAGGCCAGAUCACCGAUGAUGGAGAAUUAACCAUGUGACUCCUACAUGCUCUAGCCAAGGGUGAAGGGAAGUUGAAUAACAAAGAAAUAGCCAGGUUCUACGCAAAAUGGAUCAAAUCAAAGCCAUUUGACAUUGGAACCACCUGCAGAAGAUCACUCUUUAAAGCUGAUAUUAAAAAUCCAAAUCCAACUCGAAUUAAAGAAGAGGCUGCUAAAUCUGAUAGAUCACAAAGCAAUGGCUCGCUAAUGAGAGCAACUCCUCUCGCUGUGUUCUGUCAUAGGAUGAAAGUCCCAAAUACGGAAGACGAGGAAGAAGCCGACUGGAGUGAGCACAGAGACCUCGUAUUUGAAGCUGCCAAACAAGACGCCACUUUCACUCAUUUGAACGAAAAUGUGCUCCAAAUCGAAGGACUUUACGUGUACAUGCUCACAUUGAUCAUCAAUGAAGUUCCCCUCAAACAAGUUCAGGAGAUUAUUACCACUGAAAUAGAAGAGUCCAAGAAUGAAGAAUUCCAGGAAUGGCUCAAAGAGUCCCAAGAAGACAAACUUGGCAGCCUGAAAAAGCAAAUGGGCUGGAUGAAACAUGCCUUUAUAUGCUGACUAAGGUAUCUAAGACUUGCAACUACAGCUACGACCCUUGACUCUACAUUCUACGAAGCAUCCAUGAAGGAGAUCCUCAAAGGCUCAGGAGAUACAGACACAAACGCAUGCAUUGCUGGUGGGCUCCUUGGAGCUAUCGUAGGCUUCCAUAACCUUCCUGAACUUCCAAGGAAAAAAGUCCUCGCUUGGGAGUACAAGGGAGGAAAAGGGAUAAAAAGAGAAAAAUUCCUGACUCCAAAGCAUUAUGCUGAAUCUCUGAUACAAAAGCUUUACGACUGAGCACCAGAAGAUCUAGAAAUAGUUGACUAAAUUUAAAAUCCAAUUCAACCAAA
Messenger RNA from Moneuplotes crassus, 1261 nucleotides. Lineage: Eukaryota; Ciliophora; Spirotrichea; Euplotida; Euplotidae. The record is from the annotation of a GenBank genome assembly.